Molecule: messenger RNA, 1575 nt
Organism: Exophiala dermatitidis NIH/UT8656
Lineage: Eukaryota; Fungi; Ascomycota; Eurotiomycetes; Chaetothyriales; Herpotrichiellaceae
Product: cyclopropane-fatty-acyl-phospholipid synthase
Exons: 2
Coding region: 1-1575 (524 amino acids)
Biological process (GO): cellular response to biotic stimulus
Source: RefSeq, a predicted model, not a curated record
AUGGCCGAAAACCACCCAGAGUCCCUGGAGAGCUUCGAGUUCAUCCAGACUCCUCCUGCUCCUCCGCAACAACCUGCCGAGGACUGCGGUGUGCGCACCACUUCUUACCCCGCGAUCAAGAAUGCUCCUCUACCUGCGGACGGCGCUGGCAGUGAUUCUUUCAACAACUAUGUGUUGAUAGGCUUGUUGAUCGCCGUGCCGGCGUACCUGGCGCGACAGCUCCAUGGAGGACUGUACACGACGAUUUUCCUGGCGACCUUGACUUCGGUGCCGAUUUUGAUGGCCUUUUGGACGGUUGCAUCGUCGAUAUCUCCACGCAAGAACGAAAAGGCGCGGUUCCCCGGCCGGCCGAUCGAACACUACCUGCAUUUCCGGGACGAGGAGGACCGUGCUCGAUAUCAUGGCAAGCACCGCAUUCCGAUGGAGACAUUCCACGAAAUGUACUUCGACGAAAAGGUGGAUUUCAAGGGCGACUGCUUGGAGGUGAUGGAAUACAGGCACGACUGGGCAAGCUUCCGGUUCACAUUGUCCUUGUUCAAGUUUUUCUUCACGGGUAUGAUCCCCGAGGUGAUUAUGCACACACGGUCCCAAGACGAGGAGCAAGUCCGGGACCAUUAUGACCGUGGCGACGACUUCUACAGCUGGUUCCUGGGCCCUCGCAUGAUCUACACCUCGGGCAUCAUCUCGGACAUUCGCCACGAGGAAUCGCUCGAGCAGCUCCAAGACAACAAGCUGGCCAUUGUGUGUGAAAAGAUCGGUUUGCAGAAAGGUGAGCGGAUGCUCGAUAUCGGCUGUGGAUGGGGCACUCUGGCCAAAUACGCCAGUGUGCACUACGGUGCCCAUGUCACGGGUAUCACGCUAGGUCGGAACCAAACUGCUUGGGGCAACAACGGGCUCCGUCAGGCAGGCAUCGGCGAGGAUCAGAGCAAGAUCCUGUGCAUGGACUACCGCGACAUCCCGGUCCCCGAGGGCGGGUACAAGAAGAUCACAUGUCUCGAAAUGGCCGAGCAUGUCGGUGUGCGGCAUUUCGGAGCGUUCCUGAACCAGGUCUACAACAUGUUGGAUGACGAUGGUGUUUUCUUCCUGCAGUAUGCCGGUCUCCGCAAGUCGUGGCAGUACGAAGAUCUGAUCUGGGGCUUGUUCAUGAACAAGUACAUCUUCCCGGGAGCCGAUGCGUCCACACCCCUGGGAUUCGUUACCGACAAGCUCGAAGGCGCCGGCUUCGAGGUCAAGAGCAUCGAUACCAUUGGCGUGCACUACUCCGCCACCCUCUGGAGAUGGUACCGUAACUGGAUCGCCAACCAGGACAAGGUCAAGGCCAAAUAUGGCACUAGAUGGUACCGCAUUUGGGAGUACUUCUUGGCUUAUUCUACCAUCGUCGCCAGGCAGGGCAGUGCCACUUGCUUCCAGAUCACUCUGGUCAAGAACCUCAACAGCACCCAUCGCAUCGAGGGUGUCGACACCCAGUUCGGUCUGCAUGGCGCCCUGCAUGCCGGCCAGGCUCGUUUGGAAGGUCUGCCUACCAAGGCUGGUCUGAAUGGUAGUGCUGUUAAGACUGAGCUUGUGGCAAGGUAG